AUAUAGUCAUAGUGCCUCGAGACUUACUAUCAUCGUAGCCCUCCUAUUUUUAUUUUUUUGUCUUUCUAACAUUCACAUAGUCACAUACCAAUGGAACAUCAUCAGUUUCCUAAAAUAGAAAGUUUCCUCAACAAAGAAACAAUGCUUUCUUACGUUCAGGAGACUGCAAAAGGGUCACAAACUGUCGCCAAUCCAAAUAUGUGGAAUGGUCUUAAUGAGCUUAGUUUUCAUGCAAUUGGUAAUGGUGCCGGUUCAACGACAAUAGCAUCAUCAUCGCCUAUGGAUGGAUUUCCUUCUUAUUUUCUUGAAACUUUCCCACAACAUAACCAACUUUCACAAGCCCACGAAUCAUCAUUGCCUACUUCAUUAACUAACACCUCAAGGGUCCAGAACCUAAGCCUCCUUUUGAGCAAACCCAAGUCUGCAACCAGUAUGCAGCCAAUUUCUAGUGAUUAUUGGUUGAGGACUAUAAAAACUCAAUCAAUGAAGUAUACAGGGAAACGAAUUGUUGAUACUGGACUAAAAAGUACUUCCAUUUGUUCACCAGGGAAGCUGUUUAGAGGAGUAAGACAGAGACAUUGGGGAAAAUGGGUAGCAGAGAUUCGACUACCAAGAAACCGGACAAGAGUUUGGCUUGGGACUUUUGAAACAGCUGAAGAAGCCGCCUUUGCAUAUGACACAGCCGCUUAUUUGUUACGAGGUGAUCAUGCACACUUAAACUUCCCAGAUAUGAAGAACCAGUUAAAGGCCAACUCAGGUAAUGGCAACACUAGAGCUCUACUUGAAGCAAAGUUGCAAGCUUUAUCAAAGGGAAAUGAUCUAUCAUUACCUUUACCAGAAACCGGUUUAUCAGAAAGUUCAACGGUAGAAAACCACAUAGAUUAUGAAUCAGGAAAAGAAAAAAGCAAGAAGCCAACAGAAGCAGGGGUAUUGGAUGUCGUUCAAGGGGUUCAGCUAAGUCGAAUGCCAUCUCUUGACAUCGAUAUGAUCUGGGAUGCUCUUCUUGUUUCUGAGUCAUAGUUACAUAUGCUCUCAUACUUUGUACCUUCUCAUUUCCUUUUUCUUUUCUUUUAUUAGAAGGUACACAAACUUGUUGCUUCUUUGCUUUAUUUUUUAAUUACCCUUUUACUUAAUUUUGGUUCCAAGUUUUGGUUUGGUAUUGGUAGGUUUUAUGUGUUGAUGGACACACAUCCUUACUUAAAGG
This is a messenger RNA of Erigeron canadensis, 1204 nucleotides long. Its product is annotated as ethylene-responsive transcription factor ERF062-like. The transcript has a single exon. Gene Ontology annotation, biological process: regulation of DNA-templated transcription. The record is from RefSeq and is a predicted model, not a curated record. Gene Ontology annotation, molecular function: DNA binding; DNA-binding transcription factor activity. Lineage: Eukaryota; Viridiplantae; Streptophyta; Magnoliopsida; Asterales; Asteraceae. Bases 91 to 1020 code for a protein of 309 amino acids.